AUGUCCCAAGAUGGUACAACACCAGCUCCAGCAUCACCAACACUAGAUAUGAUGGCAAUGAUGAUGCAGAUGAUGCAACAGCAAACCCAGCUUAUACAGCAAAUGCAGGAAAAGAAAACUUUCAAUAAACCUGCAAAGAACUCACAAGAUCUUGAAGCUGGACUCAAUGCUCUCAGGAACGACUACAAGAGAGAGCAGAUGACGUUUAGGAAGAAGGGUGAUGAAGAUUAUGAGAAUGAUCCGAUCGAGGAAGACGAGAUCAA
Messenger RNA from Trichomonas vaginalis G3, 263 nucleotides. RefSeq lists its product as uncharacterized. Lineage: Eukaryota; Parabasalia; Trichomonadida; Trichomonadidae. The record is from RefSeq and is a predicted model, not a curated record. The transcript has a single exon. The annotation marks the transcript as partial.